Messenger RNA from Cylicostephanus goldi, 624 nucleotides. The record is from the annotation of a GenBank genome assembly. Lineage: Eukaryota; Metazoa; Nematoda; Chromadorea; Rhabditida; Strongylidae.
CUGGCUUACAGGGUUGAUGGUGUUCGAAAGACUCCGAAAGUUAUAUGCCAUGUGUUUGAAUCUGACGAAGCAUCAUUUAUAGCGCAAUCAAUCGGUCAAGCUUUCCAGGUUGCCUAUGUGGAGUUUUUGCGUGCGAACGGCAUUGAUGAUCCAUCCUAUCUCAGGCAAAUUGACUAUCAGGAAGUUCUGAACUCACAAGAGCUACUGGGAGACGAGUUGGAAAUGUUUGCCCGAAAAGAAACCCAAAAGGAUGUGGUUGUUCCCAAAAAGAGUGGAGAGCCUUUGGGUGUUGUAGUGGUGGAGUCUGGCUGGGGUUCAAUGCUUCCAACUGUAGUCUUGGCACACAUGAAUCCAGCUGGUCCUGCAGCUCGUUCAAAUCUGCUCAACAUAGGGGAUCAGAUUAUAAACAUCAAUGGCAUAUCGCUCGUCGGGCUUCCAUUGUCGGCUGCUCAAGCAAAUAUCAAGAAUGUGAAGACUGCUACCGCUGUGCGAUUGACCGUGGUUUCAACUCCUCCAGUCGUUGAAGUGAGGAUACGACGGCCUGACACGAAAUAUCAAUUAGGCUUUUCAGUACAAAAUGGAGUCAUCUGUUCACUGUUACGAGGUGAGUUCCACAUCUUUUAA